Eutrema salsugineum is the source of this 724-nucleotide messenger RNA. Its product is annotated as bet1-like protein At4g14600. The record is from RefSeq and is a predicted model, not a curated record. The coding region runs from base 231 to 644 and encodes 137 amino acids. NCBI's taxonomy places the organism in Eukaryota, Viridiplantae, Streptophyta, Magnoliopsida, Brassicales, Brassicaceae. The transcript has 4 exons.
CGUUUUCACCGUCAUCAUCGCAACGGAUUUUUUCUUUCUCCACUUUCGUUUGUUUUUUCUUUUCUCGAAUUUUCUCUGAUUGCCUGAAAUUGUUGUUGUUUCCUUUUGAUUCCAAUUUCUCUUCUCAAUUUUCUUUUUUUUUCUGAGAGAACACCAUCUCGAUUCUUCAAACCUCAGCAGAUCCAAUUUUUAGGGUUUUUUAAAAUUUCUUCUCCUUUGAUUUUGCGUCGAUGGCAUCGAAUCCUCACAGAGGCGUUGCGGGUGGUUCCCUUUAUGGCGGCGCCGCUCCGUACAGAUCUAGAGAUGGGCUUAGCACUAGAAAUGCUACAGGUUCAGAGGAAAUCCAGCUACGGAUUGAUCCGAUGCACUCUGACCUUGAUGAAGAGAUCACAGGUCUUCAUGGCCAAGUCAGGCAGUUGAAAAAUAUUGCUCAAGAAAUUGGGUCAGAAGCCAAGUUUCAGAGGGACUUCUUAGAUGAACUGCAAGUGACAUUGAUGAGAGCACAAGCCGGGGUGAAGAACAACAUAAGGAAACUGAACAUGAGCAUUAUACGUAGUGGCAACAACCACAUCAUGCACGUGGUUCUUUUCGCGCUCCUCUGCUUCUUUAUUCUCUACAUGUGGUCGAAGAUGUUUAAAAGAUGAGAGACUCAUGAUGAUUAUAUGUUAUGGAUUAGGAAACAUUGGCCUAGGGCCCAACUUUAAUAAAAUAUACUAUUAAAAGC